GCGGCGGGAGAGGCGAGCGAGCUCCGCGGAGCUGCCCGCAGCGGCCCAGGCGGGGCUGGGCAGUGUGCCCGCGCUCAGCUUGUGCUGCCCCCAUCUUCUCUCACUGCCGAGCCGCAGAGAAGAGCACUGUGAGGGGACUGCCGGGGCAGCGCGGGGCUGGUGACACGGGCGGCGUGGCUGCAGUGACACUGAAGCGGCACUAACCAGUGACAGGAGCGCAGAAAGCCGUGUUCCCCUCGCCGCUGCCUCUGGACACGGGCCCUGCUCGGGGGCCUGGCGCUACUAAAACACACCAAGUGCUUUUCCUGACGCACGAAGGGCACCGCCGCCGCGGCUCUGGGCGCACGGGAAGCCUGAGGUGUCGGUUACGCCGACGCAGGUUCCCGUAAGCCCGGCAAGGUAGCCACUCCCAUGACUGACCUGCCAACUCCGCAGCGGAGCGGCGCGGCCUGCUGGCUGGUCUCAGACACACACCCUCACAGCCCCCCGCAGGCCCCGCCCCGGGGCGGGGAACACAUUGCACCGCAGCCUCGGCCCGCCCCGCAGCACGUUCCGCGGCCCGGCGGCCCCCGCGCGCUCGACCUGGGCAGCGGCCGCGCUCCGCCCUCCCCGGCUUUGGGUUGCGGGGAGCAUGGCGGAGCUGGAAGUGGGGCAGCACUGCGGGGUGGCUGACUGCAGACAGCUUGAUUUUCUCCCCUUUGUAUGUGAUGGCUGCUCAGGUGUCUUUUGCCUUCAGCACAGGAGCCGGGAUGCUCACGGGUGUUCUGAGGUGAAUAUAAGAAACAAUUCUGUGAAACCAGAUCAGCACAGAUCUUACCCAUGCUCAUACAAGGACUGUAACGGAAAGGAGCUUUUGCCAGUUUUAUGUCCUUACUGUGAGAAACAUUUUUGUCUAAGACACCGGCAUCAGUCAGACCAUGAAUGUGAGAAACUGGACACACCAAAACCUCGAAUGGCUGCCACCCAGCAGCUAGUUAAAAAUAUUAUAGAUUCUAAAAAAAGUGAGGAAGCAAAAAGGAAAAAAUGCAGAGGACCGAAAAAUAGCGCGACAGCAGCAAAAGUGGCAUUAAUGAAGCUGAAAAUGCAUGCGUGUGGGGACAAGUCCUUGCCUCAGACAGAAAGAAUUUACUUUCAAGUAUUUUUACCAAAGGGAAACAAAGAGAAAAGCAAGCCCAUGUUCUUUUGCAGUAAGUGGAGUAUUGGCAAAGUAGUAGAUUUUGCAGCUUCCUUAGCAAGCCUUAAAAAUGACAACAACAAAUCAACAUCCCAGAAAUUGAGAUUAUGCCACGCUGCCUCUGGAGAAGCCUUGCCGUUUGAGCACACAUUGGAAACAUGGCUAUCUGAUAAAGACUAUCCAUUGUACAAUGGUGGAAAUAUAAUUUUGGAGUAUCUUAAUAAUGAUGUUUUAUCUAUAGAAGAUAUAGAGUCGUACUUUAAUUAAUCAGUAAAUUAUCACAAACAAAAAAAGAUUUAUUUUUUUUUUUAAACACCCCCCCCCAAAUGUGGUAUUCAACAAAACCAAGUCCAGUUUUAUUGUAAAAUCACUGGUAUGCCAGAGUCUGUCCUCAGUAGUAAAGACACACUUUCCAUCAAUUUCUCAACUGACAGAAGAACUAUGUCCUCAAAGGAAAAUUAGUUAUUAACUAAUAUCACAAAUACUUUCUGUAAGAAAUUCUUGCUUUAUUUAGCUGUAUCAUGUCAAUAUCUUUCUUAAAUUUUAUAUUUUGUGUAAAUUAUGGGUAAAAUAUGUAUUAAAAUCGAUAAAUAAUGAAAAUGUAAACUUGCAGUAUAUCAAUUCUCUGAAGGAAAGAAACACGCUACACUAUUGCAGCAUCUUUUCUAUAUCUACAAGAACAUAUUUCAUUGAGUUUGGCAUCCAGCACUGUCCAUGUCCCUGGUCCAUGUUUUCUUCUCAUAAUAGCGUAACAACAUUAGAAGGAAAGCUUUCUGAAGCAAAAGUAAAUUCACACAGGUGUCUUGUGUUUGUAAGUCUCAGCAUUAUUUUGUGAUUAGGAGGGGGAUAAAAAAAAGAGAACC
This is a messenger RNA of Strigops habroptila (Kakapo), 2037 nucleotides long. It is a transcript of the gene ZFAND1, whose product is annotated as zinc finger AN1-type containing 1. Lineage: Eukaryota; Metazoa; Chordata; Aves; Psittaciformes; Psittacidae. The transcript has 8 exons. Bases 632 to 1441 code for a protein of 269 amino acids. The record is from RefSeq and is a predicted model, not a curated record. Gene Ontology annotation, cellular component: cytoplasm; cytoplasmic stress granule. Gene Ontology annotation, biological process: cytoplasmic stress granule disassembly. Gene Ontology annotation, molecular function: zinc ion binding.